CAGUGGUUGUCAUCGUGACCAAGACGGGGCAUUCUGUAAAUUUUGGGGAAACGAAAUUAGCGUCUGAUGCAGAUUAUUUGGGGGUUCCAAGUGUAGAAUUUGCAGAUUUGUGGCCUUUUUGUUUUUGUUGUUGUUGUAAUGGAAUAGGAUAAGGAAAGAGAUUUAUAUUUUGAAGAAGAAUUAGAGAAGGUAUAGGCAUUCGUGCCCAGUGGCUUAAAAGGCCAGAAAAUGUUCAUAUGUUGAACAACUUACCCUUUUGAGACCAUGACUAGGGAAUUACAUCGCGCUUUAAGCCAAAAAUAUUACAUGGAAACACCGAGGGUUGUUUCGGAGGUCCGAAUUACAUCAGAUCAGAGUGUGAGUGAUGUUUGUAUGCAGACGGGUGAGGUAUUUUCCCCCCAAUUUAUUCGGGAUCGAGCUGCUUUAAGAAGAUUGUCAGAUAUUAGUGAUGGAGAUCAACAGCAGCAAAAGAGAUCAGGUCUUGGUUUCAAUCCGAGCAAUCAAAUAGCAUAUGAGGAUCUCAGUGGUAUUCUUGGACUCAAGAGGUUGAAUUCUGAAUGCAGUUCAGAAUUAUUGUCAAUACCAAUGACUGUUUAUGCAGCUGAAAUAGAGAACAAGGUUUAUCCUAACAACACAAACAAAUAUCAUUGGGAAUAUAGUGCUAUUGGACAAGCAUCAGGUUUACAUGCUGAUGAAAUCAACCGAGGAGUUCAAUUCACCCCCACGACGCCAACCUUGUAUGCGUUGGAAUCACCUCGUUCGUGUUAUCCUUGUGGGGCUGGAAUGGGAGAUUUCUCUGUCACUGUCAAGAUUAAAUUUCUCUGCAGUUUCGGAGGUAGAAUAUUACCAAGGCCUAAUGAUGGGAAGCUUAGAUAUGUAGGUGGAGAAACACGGAUUAUAUCCAUUAGGAAAGACAUCUCGUGCGAAGAACUAACGAAUAAGACAUAUGCUAUCUGUAAACAUCCCCACACUAUAAAGUACCAGCUUCCUGGUGAAGAUCUUGACUCACUUAUCUCUGUCUGUUCUGAUGAGGAUCUUCAUCAUAUGAUAGAGGAAUAUCAUGAGCUGGAGAACACAGAGGGUUCCCAAAGACUUAGAAUUUUUCUUAUUUCUUCAAAUGAUUGUUGUGAUAGCCCUCCUGGCAUUGAAGGAAGGGUAGUUCAACCAAGUGAUGUUGACUAUCAAUAUGUUGCGGCUGUGAAUGGUAUAUUAGACCCAAGUCUUCAGAGGAGCUCUAGUGGGCAGAGUUUUACAAGCCAGACUAGCCUAGCGGGAACCAUCUCUGAUCACAGUCCCAAUUUUCGAACAGAUGCUUCACAUGCUACAGACUUUAGAGAUCCCAAUAUACCAAAUUUGGCAGGAAUGUUCCCUAGACCUGUUGGUCAAUUGUUACCUCCCCUUCAAAUCCCACACAAGUCAUUUAACCAAUCACCUUUGAUUUCUCCGGUUACAGUUAUGCAAAAAGAUUUUAAGAACGUGGAUCCAACACUUGCAGAAGAUACUAGAAACUUCACUCCAAUUGUUUCAGAAAAACGCCUAUGUGAUACUACAGUUUAUUAUGUUGAUGCAAUGGGCCGUCCCAAUCAUCUUUAUCAUGGUUCUCCAUUGAUGAAUUACCAUCAUGACAAAUAUACAGCGGAAACUGAUGAGGCAUACAAAGUUCAUAAUGUUCAUUUCCCACGAAGCUCAAGUGAAGAUUUUGUGCCUGCACUCAACUGUGGUCGAAGGGGUACACAUUCAAUAAAAAAUAUGCUGAACGAAAGGGCAGUUAAUUAUGAACAGCUAUUCUCUGAUGCUGAGUACUCGAUGCAGUUAAGAUCCGGAACCGCCCAUAUGGGACAAAGAAUAAUGCAUUCACAUUCUGAGCCAAUACUGCAGGAACAGGAUGAAAAGUCGAUUCAUGGAGCAGGCUUUCCGCUGACCUCAGCUAAUGAAAUAGAUGAAUCACCUACACUGGCAAUGUCUAGUUCCUUGCAGGAUUUGCCAACGAUGUGGAAGGAGAGAAUUGACAGGGAAUUGCGAGAUGUUAAAUAUGAGAAACGUGGAAAGUUGGCGCCUGGUAGUGAGAAUGAAAGAUUUGAUGAAUGCAAUUUUUAUGGAAAAAGGGAUAAUGUCAAGGGAGGUAUUUAUCAUCUGCAACAUGUUGACUACCAACAAAAUGGUUGUCUCCCGCAAAAUGUACAAAGGCUUGAAGGCAGAAUUUCUGCCGAAAGAGGUUUCGAAUUAGAAAAUUCUGCAGGUACCAUGGGUGGCCACUCCCUCAUUUACCAUGUAGAAACAACUGCUCCAGAGCUGUCCGAGGAGAGCAAAUAUUCUGUCAAGGAUCAACAAGCUACUUCUGAUAUAGUAAGGAGCCAACCAUUGUCUUGCGCAUCUUCUGAUCUACGACCUCUUACAACUCAAGCUUUGAGCGACAGAAAGAUCAUAAAUCAGGAAUCGAAAUGGGAUAGUUCUUCUUCAGGUAUAGAGGUUUCUCUUAUUGAAGAGAACUUUGUAACCUGUAAUUACCAUAAGGUUGCAGCCCAUAGCAGAAAAAAAAGCAACUGUGAUGAUGCUCUCUUUAUCAAAUCAUCACACUCAGAUGAAUCCCAUGGCAAAAAGGAUGAGGAGUUAGCUGUAAUAGUUGAAGAUGUAACUGAUAGUAUGCCUCCUGACGUACCCUUAGCUUCAGGAGUUGUCCCACGGGUUGAAAACGAGGUCAGUGAUGAAUUUUCAUCUUCCAGAGGGAAUGGUGCUCUAAGUUCCAGUUCCGAAACUGAACGUGAGGAUGCAGACAGUGUUACUAGUUCAAGGGAUGAGUGUAUGAGCGAGGCAGCAAUAGCUGAAAUCGAAGCUGGCAUCUAUGGCCUGCAGAUUAUAAAGGAUGCAGAUCUUGAAGAACUGCAGGAAUUAGGAUCUGGGACGUUCGGCACGGUUUAUCAUGGAAAAUGGAGGGGAACAGAUGUUGCUAUUAAGAGAAUAAAAAAGAGUUGCUUCUCGGGCAGUUUUUCAGAGCAAGAACGAUUGACUAGAGAUUUCUGGAGAGAAGCAAGGAUUCUAUCGACUCUUCACCAUCCAAACGUUCUAGCUUUUUAUGGGGUGGUUCCUGAUGGACCUGAUGGAACGUUGGCAACCGUAACCGAGUAUAUGGUGAAUGGUUCGUUGAGGCAUGUCCUUCUAAGGAAGGACAGAGUGCUUGAUCGUCGGAAAAGGCUUAUAAUUGCAAUGGAUGCGGCUUUUGGCAUGGAAUAUUUGCAUUUGAAAAACAUUGUUCAUUUUGAUCUGAAGUGUGAUAACUUGUUAGUCAACUUGAGGGAUCCUGAACGACCAAUAUGCAAGGUUGGAGAUUUUGGGUUGUCAAGAAUCAAACGCAACACAUUUGUUUCAGGAGGCGUCCGUGGAACUCUUCCAUGGAUGGCUCCAGAAUUAUUAGAUAGUGGCAGUACCAAGGUCUCUGAGAAGGUUGACGUUUUCUCAUUCGGUAUUGCAAUGUGGGAGAUUUUGACAGGGGAGGAACCAUAUGCUAACAUGCAUUGUGGUGCCAUCAUUGGUGGAAUUGUAAAUAAUACUCUUAGACCACCGAUCCCGAAACGAUGCGAUAGCGAAUGGAGAAAGUUAAUGGAAGAGUGUUGGUCUCCUGAACCUGCAGCAAGGCCAUCAUUCACAGAGAUAACAAAUAGACUUCGAAACAUGUCGGUAGCUCUCCAGCGAAAGCGCCCAAAUGUAGCAACAAGUAGAUGAAACAGUACAACAUCCUCCUGUAAGUCUCACCAUUUCUAGUGAAUUGGAAAAACCAAAAAAAAAAAAAAAAAAAACUCAAGCUUAGGCUGUUGUUUGUAAUUAAUUUAACUGGCUUCCUCCAUAGCCAAGAUCUAACUUCCAUGGAGUUGAUAUAUGCUUCAAAAAUCUGUAGAUACUGUUAACUGUAAUGCUUAUAAAAUGCA
Messenger RNA from Momordica charantia (bitter melon), 3923 nucleotides. Lineage: Eukaryota; Viridiplantae; Streptophyta; Magnoliopsida; Cucurbitales; Cucurbitaceae. The record is from RefSeq and is a predicted model, not a curated record.